AUUUUUCAUAUUUUGCAUCAAACAUAGCUCACUCGCGAGCGUGGUUCUUUCGGAAAAAACUCAGAGCCACAUAGAAUUUCGACCUCGUCGCGUGUGAUGCAUCUCGCAGUAGCCCGGGUGUAGUACGAACACGAGAUUCCCGCCGCCAACGCCAACUGUGAUCGUAUAUCAGUCCAUUUCUGUGUAUGCUUUUGUUUAUCAUCGCGUUCGCGUCGUGUGUACGGUGAUAAAUUAUUUUAUGUACGUGCGGUCAUGAACAUGAUUAUGAUGACAUUUAAAUUUUAGUUUUACCGUGAUAUCACAACCGUUCGGAUGCUUUCUGCACUUUUCUCCGCGCGAUACUCGGUGAUGUUAUGAGAAAAGUGAGUAAGUUCAUGUUCUAAUAAGAUUAUUUGGAACUUGAUCGCCGGGGAUUGUAACGAAUUUCUUGUGCAUUUUGCCAGUUUGCAAAGUAGUAAUCAUAACAACGAAAAUUUGUCUGAAAAAUAUAUUGAUAGUGAUAACAAAAAAAAAAAGAGUGAAUACGAUGUUGCGUAGUGUGCCGUCGGUUUUUUAGUUUAAAUUGUGAAAAUACUCUGUACUGUGAAUUGUGUCUGUAAUAGGAUUUAUUAUAUCACGAGGAAAACAUUGUUCACCAGAAUACUUCAGAUCAUCAAAUGAUGCAUUAAAAGUGUUCGAGUACAGAAGCCUACCUAUAGCUUCGUUAGUGAAUUGAAGCAAAGUAAACAAUGAAUUUGGACUCGAUACCUCGGCCCGAGACAAUUCACGUUACAGCUCCAGGGGCCACCAGUCGCCCUCCUCAAACCAUGCCGCAACGUUCACCGUUUGCUAUCCAGGAGCUGCUUGGAUUGAGCGACAGUUCCAGACCUAGUGGCGUGGUAUCGGCAGUUACUCCGUCUCUCUAUCCCAGCGUUGGACAAACUACGUUCUCGGCGGAUCAGCAUCAGAUGCAGAUGGCGGCCUCACGGAUGGCUUACUUCAAUGCUCACGCGGCUGUUGCGGCCGCAUUUUUACCACAUAAUAUUGCAGCAAGUGGAGGUCCUCUACAGUUACAUCCUCAAUCCGCAGGCGGUUUUCCACACCUCAAGCCUACAUUUGGUUCCGGUGGAAGUCCAUGUUUACCGGGCGGCAUAGAUUCUUCCAAAGACUUUACGUUAGAGAAUAUCAACGGAUAUGGAAAGAAAAAGAAAAAGAAGCGAAGGCAUAGUCGAACAAUUUUUACCAGUUACCAGCUUGACGAAUUAGAAAAGGCCUUUAAGGAAGCUCAUUACCCCGAUGUGUACGCUAGAGAAAUGCUUUCGCUGAAAACAGAUCUUCCAGAAGAUAGGAUACAGGUAUGGUUCCAAAAUCGAAGGGCAAAGUGGCGUAAGACUGAAAAAUGCUGGGGCCGAAGUACCAUUAUGGCCGAAUAUGGGCUCUACGGUGCUAUGGUAAGGCACUCGCUGCCACUGCCGGAAACCAUCCUCAAAUCGGCCAAGGAGAACGAGUCCGUUGCACCGUGGCUUCUAGGCAUGCACAAAAAAUCCAUGGAAGCGGCGGAAACUCUAAAAAACUCAGACGAUAACAGUGAUCGGGAAGAAACUCGAACAGAAGCCAGUGAUAUUAGUGCCGGUUCAAGUUUGAACAAUCAUGGUAGCUCUCCAAUGAAAUCACCUGGAAUAAACCCACCAGGUAGUACGAACAGCGGAAGUACGAGUAGUUCCAGUCAUCUCUGUUCUAGCUCAAGUAGUGGCCAAUCCCAUAGUACUCACCAAAAUCCAACAACGAGUGCUGUAGCGCACCUGUCACCUUCUUCGGCUCAUUCUCCAAUCAAUAGUUCUUCAACGGCUUCGAUAACACCACCCCCAUCAGCAUUAACACGACAUCGAACAUCUCCUCUAGUUUCGUUAGCCGGAGGUCAAACGCAAUCUGGCCCAUUAGGUCAUCCGCAUCAUCACCAUCACCAUCCACACCCAGCACAUCAUCACAGUCCGGUGGACAGUAAGGAGUUCAAACUGACCACCACAAGUCCAACAGGAAAUAGUUACCACCCCGAAAACGACCCCGAAGCGUUUAGGUGGGUUGACUACCGAGAUCCUGUUUCCUACAUACG
Messenger RNA from Ochlerotatus camptorhynchus, 2092 nucleotides. Its product is annotated as visual system homeobox 2-like. Lineage: Eukaryota; Metazoa; Arthropoda; Insecta; Diptera; Culicidae. Gene Ontology annotation, molecular function: DNA-binding transcription factor activity, RNA polymerase II-specific; sequence-specific double-stranded DNA binding. Gene Ontology annotation, biological process: regulation of transcription by RNA polymerase II. The transcript has 6 exons. The record is from RefSeq and is a predicted model, not a curated record. The annotation marks the transcript as partial. Gene Ontology annotation, cellular component: nucleus.